GCUCCGGGCCCGCCAAAUGGGAGGGGGAGACGCAAGAUGGCGGCAGCCGCGAACUCCGGCUCCAGCCUCCCGCUGUUCGACUGCCCGACCUGGGCAGGUAAACCGCCACCUGGUUUACAUUUGGAUGUAGUCAAAGGAGACAAAUUAAUUGAGAAACUGAUUAUUGAUGAGAAGAAGUAUUACUUAUUUGGGAGAAACCCUGAUUUGUGUGACUUUACCAUUGACCACCAGUCUUGCUCUCGGGUCCACGCUGCCUUGGUCUACCACAAGCAUCUGAAGAGAGUUUUCCUAAUAGAUCUCAACAGUACACACGGCACUUUCUUGGGUCACAUUCGAUUGGAACCUCACAAACCUCAGCAAAUCCCCAUCGAUUCCACGGUCUCGUUUGGCGCCUCCACAAGGGCAUACACUCUGCGAGAGAAGCCUCAGACAUUGCCAUCGGCUGUGAAAGGAGAUGAGAAGAUGGGUGGAGAGGAUGAUGAACUCAAGGGCUUACUGGGGCUCCCAGAGGAGGAAACCGAGCUUGAUAACCUGACAGAGUUCAACACUGCCCACAACAAGCGGAUCUCCACCCUCACCAUUGAGGAGGGGAAUCUGGAUAUUCAGAGACCAAAGAGGAAGAGGAAGAACUCGAGGGUGACUUUCAGUGAGGAUGAUGAGAUCAUCAACCCAGAGGAUGUGGAUCCCUCAGUUGGUCGCUUCCGAAAUAUGGUGCAGACUGCAGUGGUCCCUGUCAAGAAGAAGCGAGUGGACGGCCCUGGCUCCCUGGGCCUGGAAGAAACGGGGAGCAGGCGCAUGCAGAACUUUGCAUUCAGUGGAGGACUCUACGGGGGCCUGCCUCCCACACACAGUGAAGCCGGCUCCCAGCCGCACGGCAUCCAUGGGACAGCGCUCAUUGGUGGCUUGCCCAUGCCAUACCCCAACCUUGCCCCUGACGUGGACUUGACUCCCGUCGUGCCAUCAGCAGUAACCAUGAACCCUGCACCCAACCCCGCCGUCUACAACCCGGAAGCUGUCAACGAACCCAAGAAGAAGAAAUAUGCAAAAGAGGCUUGGCCGGGCAAGAAGCCGACACCUUCCUUACUGAUUUGAUAUUUUUGUUCAUGGAGAAGGGUGGGGUGGGGUGGGAACGGGGUGGAAGGGUGAUGGGGGAGCUAAUGAACUUAGGGAGAAAAACUUUCCAUGUGUGCAGUAUUGUCUUUCAGAAUGUCUCCUGGGGUCCUAACCAUGUAAUAUUAAAACUGGGGGUGGGGUUGAGAUAUCCCGUGAAGACCUGUCUUCAGAACACUUUCAGUGUCAAGAAAUGUUUCCUGUAGCUUUGAAAUCCACUGCCCUGGCUCUUCCCCAGACCUCCUGUUACCUCCCCUUUUUCCCCUCCUUCCUAGCAUCAUUUAAAGUCAUGUACCCUGAGGAGAGACUCCAGGCCCUGAGGCUGAAGUCCACGCUGUGACAGGAGCAUCAUCGGUCUAAUUGAUACUUACUCUCCCUGCAAGUUCAGGUAGCAGAAGGGUUGCCGUGACUUGAUCAAAAAGUGGGUUUAGAAUUCUCCAGUUAAGCUAAGAUUUAAAACUCAAAAGCGUUUUCCUGGAUCAGUGGUUUUGGGGUCCAAUAGUUAGGCUGUUCUCUUUUGUCCUUUCUGUUGGAGUGAGAACACUUUGGUUUUCCUUCUUCUGUGACCAGAGCCCUGGAUACAGGUUGAUGGUUUUGAACUUGUUUGAACUUUACCUGUUUUUCUUGUCAAAUCUAAGUACUCUACUUGCCAAGGUUCUUAUUUGAUUCCAGAGUACAGAGUACUGUCCUCUAUUCUCCAAGGCAUUAUUUUCCUUUUCAAGUGUGCUGUGAAGGCAGUUUAUUUUAAGGAUAGGACCAGUUAGAGCAAUUUUAAUUAAAAAGGGAAAAUUUUUCACUCUGCAAGUGACUGAUGUCUCUGAGAGGAUGCUUUUAGAUGUGGUGUAGAGGUUCUUUCCCCCUCAACGUGGAGCUCUAUCCAGAGCUCUGGGAGUACACCUGGCUAACAAACGCAGGAGACCAAGGUAGGAAACAUCGUGAAAUCUGUACAGAGAUUUGUACAUUUGUGUAAUAGGCCUUUUCAAGCUUUAUGUGUAGCUUUUUACCUGUAACCUUUAUUACAUUGUAAAUUAAACGUAACUUUUGUCAUU
Sorex fumeus (smoky shrew) is the source of this 2159-nucleotide messenger RNA. RefSeq names its product protein phosphatase 1 regulatory subunit 8 (gene PPP1R8). The transcript is spliced from 7 exons. Gene Ontology annotation, molecular function: mRNA binding; protein binding; protein serine/threonine phosphatase inhibitor activity. Lineage: Eukaryota; Metazoa; Chordata; Mammalia; Eulipotyphla; Soricidae. Gene Ontology annotation, cellular component: nuclear speck. Bases 37 to 1092 code for a protein of 351 amino acids. The record is from RefSeq and is a predicted model, not a curated record.